UGAAUCGUUUUAUAACUCUUUUCCUCUACGUCUCCCAUAUUUACUCCGUCAAUCAAUGGCAGACCACGUUCGCUACACCUCCUCCAUUCCACCUUAUAUAUAUAUAUAUAUAUUAUCUUAAGAGGAACCCAACGGCCCUCAUUCUCUCAACAAUUCUUGCUCCAAUAAAACUGUAUUUCACCUUCUCGAAAAUGAUUUCGUCCGCUGGUCCAGUUGACAAAGCCGUUAAAAAAAUGGCGAGUUCAUGGGAAUCAACUUCUCUUCCUUGAUGACAGGAAUUCAGAGAUCCACGGCUUCAUCCCCGCUGGUCGUAGAUAUCAUUAAGGUUCAGUUCAUCAAUGUGUGGAACUGCGUUAUGAGAUAACUGUGAAUAAUUAACAAAGUAUUCACAUAAAAUUCAUAUAUGUAUUUUUUUUUUUUUCUCCUUUAUGUGUUUGUAUAUAAAUCCAUCUGAGAAGGAAGAUCUGGAGGCAUGACUCAGCAAGGAGAAUAUAUAAGCUCUGAAAGAAGAGUUAACAGAGAUUAUACAAGGAACUUCAGUCUGCGGAGUCAACUUGCAGCGGAACAGUCGAGGUGUUUCAAAUUAGAGGUUGCAGAGGUAAGACAAAAGAUUAAGACAAUGGAAACACUUGAAAAUAAACUGGAACUCCUCCACCGUCAGAGAGCCGUUGCGUCUGAACAAGCCGCCGCCAAUAUGAAUGGCAAAAGACAAAGCUCUGGGGAUGGCUUGCUGGAACUCUUCCGCCAAAAGCAUGAAUCCCCCAUGAAGGUGAGUGCAAGUGGACAAAGCUACUCAAGAACUGAAGAGAUCAACAAUGCCUUUACCAAUGAAGUCUCAUGGGACCGAUCUUCCACGUCUUCUACUCAAGCACCAACACAUAGACCAAGUAAAAGAACAUAUGGUGCGAUCUAAACCGUUAAUUUCCUUUGCUUAAGGUUCUGUCUCAGUCAAUGGUAUGGCUUGCAGUUGAACUGUGGUAUUCAGGUUUUACUUUUUUUUUUUGUUAUUACAUUCAUGUUUAGUUUCUAGAAUGAGGGGGAAAACAAAACUGUGAAAGAGACAAAAGAGCAAGAGCGUGUUCACAAGUCAAUAAAGAUUGACACUUGCAAGAAAUUUUAUUUUUUUCAAAGAGUA
Molecule: messenger RNA, 1135 nt
Organism: Brassica napus (rape)
Lineage: Eukaryota; Viridiplantae; Streptophyta; Magnoliopsida; Brassicales; Brassicaceae
Product: acyl-CoA-binding domain-containing protein 6
Exons: 4
Coding region: 473-913 (146 amino acids)
Source: RefSeq, a predicted model, not a curated record